AUGACAAUGAGUAGUUCAAAUUCAUCCACUACCAAGGAACAAGAACAAAUUUCCCUGAAACAAUCCACAGAGCAUCUAUUUCAAAAACAACCAAAACAAUACCAUAACAUUUUUAUCAGGUAUUCAAUAUUAAUCAUUAGUUGUUUUGGUUCAAUCAUGUAUUGUAACUUUCUAUGCACCAGCGCAAUAUUAUAUCAUUUGAAAGAUAAAAUUUCUGGCAAUGAAAAAUCCCAGAAACCUGACAUUGAACAAAAAACCCAUGGGUACAUUCCUCGUAAAGCAUAUGAUAAUUUAUCAGAAAUGAAACCCAGUAGAGACUUACAAUACUAUUUGAAAGCAUUGAAUUUAGAUUUACAGGAAUUUCAUGUGACCACUGCUGAUGGGUUUAUUUUGACAUUACAUAGAAUUAUUGAUCCCAAAGAAACUGAUGAUCAAAGAGAGAUGAGAAAGCCCGUAUUUAUGCAACAUGGUUUAUUUUCAUCUAGUGGAAAUUGGGUUGUUAGUGGUAAGAAUUCUUUGGGAUACUAUUUCCAUGAACAAGGAUACGAUGUUUGGUUAGGUAAUAAUCGAAGUUUUUUUAGAGCUAAACAUGAAACAAUUAAAGGGGAUUUAUAUAAUAGUGAAGCUUAUUGGGAUUGGAGUAUUGAAGAAUUGGCAUACUAUGAUUUACCAUCCAUGUUAAAUACUGUAUUGGUACACAAGAAGAAAUUCAAGAAAUUGAUUUUAAUGGGACAUCUGCAAGGUGGGUUGCAAAGUUUCAUGAUGUUGAAAAAUCCGUAUUUUAAACUAUUACACGAAAAGAUUGAAUUAUUUGUACCUAUUGGUCCAGCAAUUUAUCCUGGUCCAAUGUUUUAUACAUGUGAUUUCAUUAAGUUUAUGCAUUCAAGAAGUAAAACUUCAUGGUUGUUAUUAUUUGGCUGUUGUGCUUUCAUGAGGAAUUUAUGUCUUGUAAGGUAUUAUAUAGCAGAAUACUCCUUAUAUGGAAAACUAUCUUACUAUUUCUUUAAAUACGUAUUUGGGUGGUAUGGAUACAAUUGGGGUCAAGAUAAGAAAGUAAGACACUUUUUGUUUGUUUUCGUAAUGAGUUAUGCAUCAAUGGAGUUGAUGAAGUAUUAUUUGUCAAGUUCGUCAGAAUACGGAUUCACCGUAAUGUUGCAACCUAAGGAAUCCUAUAAAAAUGAUGACCAUUUCAAAGUGAAUAAAGUUAAUGAUAGCAAGAGUUUUUUCCAAUUUGACAAAACUUGGUUUACUGGUAUUAAAGUUCCCAUGCUUUUGUUUAUAGGUGAAAAAGAUCACUUGGUUGAUGCAAAGAAAGUUGCAGAACACAUGAGGAAAUAUGAACCGGGAUAUGUUGAAGGAAAUAAUUUUGAAGCGGUUGAAUUGACAAACUAUCAUCACAUCGAUGUUGCUUGGGCAGAAGAUGUUAUUGGAUCUGUGGGGUAUGUCAUAAUUGAAAAAUUGAAAAAGAUGGAAGAAAAAGAGAAAAUACACCCAGAAAUUAUAACAGAACCUAUAGAGAAUAUAGACAGUGUCAAAGUCGAGAAUGUUGAAUUAACAUCAUCUGAAGAUGAUGUAUUUGUUGUAACGAAGGAUUCACUUGCUCAGGAACAAAUUUCAGAUCUUGGUUAUAACUUUAAGGAUCAACAAAUCAUUACAGUGAAACCAUUGGAGUUGGAAAAUAUAGUCCUUCCACAGAGUGUUACUGCUAAUUGA
This is a messenger RNA of Candida tropicalis MYA-3404, 1713 nucleotides long. RefSeq lists its product as uncharacterized. Bases 1 to 1713 code for a protein of 570 amino acids. The transcript has a single exon. Gene Ontology annotation, biological process: lipid metabolic process. The record is from RefSeq and is a predicted model, not a curated record. NCBI's taxonomy places the organism in Eukaryota, Fungi, Ascomycota, Pichiomycetes, Serinales, Debaryomycetaceae.